AUGUUCAUAAUUUUCACAAUUCUCAUAUUAAUCUCUGCAAUAUGCUUGGCACAAGAAACAACUGAAUUGGCUCAAUAUUACUGUGAUACGGUCAAUUGUGAUCCUCAGCAAUCAAUCGCUUGUCAAUAUACAUCAAAUCCUAAUAUGAAAUGUAAUGGUCAAUUAAGAAGAGUAAAUAGAAAUCUGAUAGUUGAUUUUUUCAAUAGUAAACGUAAUGAUAUUGCAUUAGGUAUUGUACCAGGUUAUGAUCAAGCUGUUAAAAUGGAAACAAUAGAAUGGAAUACAGAAUUAGAACAAAUGGCUAGAUAUAAUGUUAUGACAUGUAAAUUUGGUCAUGAUAAAUGUCGUAACACAGAUAAUUUUGUACAAUCUGGUCAAAAUCUUUAUUAUCAAUGGAAUACAAAUUCAAAUUUAAAUACUGAUGGUGUAGUCUUAGAAGGACUUCAAGCUUGGUUUGAUGAAUAUCAAGAUUGUGAUAUGUCUUAUAUUGAUAGUUAUCAUAAUUCACCAAACAUGAUUGGGCAUUUUACUAUAAUGGUGAAAGAAGAUAAUAAUAGACUUGGAUGUGCUCUAAAUAAAUAUCCAUCAGACGGUGGAACUACUUAUUUACUUGCAUGCAAUUUUGCUACAACUAAUAUAUAUGAUGAACCGAUUUAUAUAUCUGGGCCAACUGCCAGCGAAUGUCCGGCAGGUACAAAUCCACAGUAUUAUGGAUUGUGUGCACCUUAA
Condylostylus longicornis is the source of this 729-nucleotide messenger RNA. RefSeq names its product antigen 5 like allergen Cul n 1-like. Bases 1 to 729 code for a protein of 242 amino acids. Lineage: Eukaryota; Metazoa; Arthropoda; Insecta; Diptera; Dolichopodidae. The transcript is spliced from 3 exons. The record is from RefSeq and is a predicted model, not a curated record.